Messenger RNA from Linderina pennispora, 348 nucleotides. RefSeq names its product 50S ribosomal protein L17. Gene Ontology annotation, cellular component: ribosome; mitochondrial large ribosomal subunit. Gene Ontology annotation, biological process: translation. The transcript has a single exon. The record is from RefSeq and is a predicted model, not a curated record. The annotation marks the transcript as partial. Lineage: Eukaryota; Fungi; Kickxellomycota; Kickxellomycetes; Kickxellales; Kickxellaceae. Gene Ontology annotation, molecular function: structural constituent of ribosome.
CACGGCGGCGUACGUAGAAAGCUGAACAUGCACUCUGCGCUGCGGCGCCAGGUGCUGCGCAAUUUGACGACGGAUCUAAUUAAGUACGGGCGGCUGGAGACGACAAUGCCGCGGGCCAAGGAGCUCCGGCGGCUUGCCGACAAGAUGAUCACGCUGGGCAAGCGCGGCAGCGAGCACGACCGGCACCAGAUCGAGGCGUAUCUGUACCAGCCGAAGGCGGUGGUUCCGCUGUUAAUGGACACAUAUGCGAAGCGGUUCGCCGACCGCCCGGGCGGCUUUACGCGCGUGAUCCCGAUCGGCAACCGCAAGGGCGACCAUGCGCCGAUGGCGGUGAUUGAGAUUCUGAAC